This is a messenger RNA of Penicillium nucicola, 1782 nucleotides long. Its product is annotated as Zn(II)2Cys6 transcription factor domain-containing protein. Gene Ontology annotation, biological process: regulation of DNA-templated transcription. NCBI's taxonomy places the organism in Eukaryota, Fungi, Ascomycota, Eurotiomycetes, Eurotiales, Aspergillaceae. The coding region runs from base 1 to 1782 and encodes 593 amino acids. Gene Ontology annotation, molecular function: DNA-binding transcription factor activity, RNA polymerase II-specific; zinc ion binding. The transcript has 3 exons. The record is from RefSeq and is a predicted model, not a curated record.
AUGGGCUGCCAAGACCGCACAACCUCCCCCGACUUCAUUCCGACUUCCCUCCGCAUCCCCGUAUUCUUUGCUAUGGAUUCCAAUCCACAUUCAAAUAAUCUUCCAAAGCAGGCAUGCGACGGCUGUCGUCGGCGAAAGGUUAAAUGCAUAUCUCCGCGCCCUUGCAAGCAAUGCCGAGCAGCCGGUCUCGUCUGUCGAACAUCUAUACAGCGGCAAAGAAAGGGACGUCAGGGCCAAACGGCGAACAUCCUAAGUGAGCUCAGAUCAAAAGAAAUCGAGCGGACUCUCCCGUCUGGUUCAAGUGCCUCUCCGUCCACGCCUCUGGUUCCACAGUCGCCCAAACCGCAGGGCAGAUCCUAUUUCUCGAGAACCCCAGACCUUCUGGGACUCGAACUUAUCAAUGCUUGUUCGGAUUAUUUUUUCUCGCGCAUGAGAGGUACAGUCCCUAUUUUGCAGCCAAAUGGCUUUCAGAAGCAGGUGGAUACGGUUGAUGCCUCUCUUCAUGCCUAUUGUUUUGUCACUGCUUUCUGUGCCUUCGUGGUUACUCAAACGGGAUUUGGCGUGGAACAAUCAUCUCGCCCUAAUGGCGCACUGUUCUCCGAAGAUGACCGAAGCCGGUUGGUUGAUGAGGCUACUGAAGCUCGAAAGCACCUCGACCCUUUCACAGAUCCUGUGCGACAGAACAUUAUCAUCGCUUUCCUUCUCUAUGGAUGUCAUAUUGGUUUGGGAAAUCAACGACAUGCAUAUUACUUUCUUCGUGAAGCUACAACGCUCUAUACUGCGAGUGCACUAGAAAGUCAAGCCACAUCUGCGCAGGCCGAUGACGCCGAUCCCUCUUUGGCAGGCAACUUAUUCUGGCUAUUACUAGUAUCAGAGAGGGCUCACGCUAUCAGACGACACAGACCAAUUACCCUCCAGGUCACAUCCCAGAGCCCGCAGCUAGAAGAUAAUCCCAAUCCAGAGCCAUCGGCCAUUGGAUUUCGCUGUUUGGCUAAUCUUUAUCUUCCGUUUGACGAAGUAUUUUUGAGUCACUGGAAUGGCAACCACACCACCUGCUCGGUUGAAUCCCUUGUUGUCCUUGAGGAACGUAUCCAAAUCGCAGUCCCUCCAGAGCUUGACUUGCCAGAUGUCAUCAUGGCUGAUCUGAGAGUGUCUCAGCAGUGGCUACGCAUUAUGAUAUGGCAACUAUCUACCACUGCUGGAUUCUUAUCCACCAAUCCUUCUCACGAAUGCAUGGAUUUCCGCUACCCUCUGCUAAUUGCCCAGGACCUUUGUCUCGCAACAUGGAAAUUGUCUCGGCAGAGUAUGGAAACUCACGGGAUUGGCUUGAUUGAGAAAAUAUUUGAGGUUGCGUGUACGUUAGUCGACGUGAUGGCAUGCCUGUCAGCGGCUGGGCUACGUUCUUCGGGAUUCAAACUUGGUCCACAAGACUAUCUCAAGCAUUUCUCUUCUUUAAUUCACGAUUUACCAGGAGGACGGCGAAGAUUCCUCCCUCUUCUUUUCACCAAAAUCGGUCAAACGUUGCCUUCUAUGAUAGACUCGAUUACCAUCCAUUUGAAUCUCCCUCCUAACCCAAUCUUGAGCUCAACAACUAACGCCCAAUCUACAUCAAUGCUAGCUGAAAAGGAAGCCCCCAGUGAAUCCUCAACUGUGCUUGUCGCCAAUCCUGCCUCUGAUGAUUGGGCGGAUGAAAAUUUCAACUAUGCGGAGAUGAGUCGUAUUGGUGAUAAGACGCCAGAGAUUCAUGAAGCAUUCCUUCAAUAUUCGACGUAUUUUCCUUGA